AUGGCCAUGUUCUUCGGAAUCAUCGGAGUCAUCGUCAUCCCUGAGGUAUGCAACCUUCUGAAAGUCUACGACAUGCUUCACAUUGCUGACCUGUUCAGANCUCUUGCUCCUGUCUUGCUUUCGCGUAGAGCAAAGAAGAUCCGUUUUGCUACAAAGAACUGGGCCAUCCACGCAAAGUCCGAUGAGAACGAGGUCGACCUGAAGGACAUCGCACAUCGUUACUUGUUCAAGCCUUUCCAAAUGCUUGCCAUGGAACCAAUCCUGAUACUAGCCUACCCAAUCGCCUUCCAACAAGAACGCGGUUGGAAUGCUGGCGUUGGCGCCCUGCCCUUCGCUGCCAUCAUCGUCGGAGUAGCCUUUGGAUCUGGCUUUAUCGCCUACUUCACCAAGACCAGGUUUGCCAGGAAGAUGGAAGAGACCGGCGAUGUCGUGCCAGAGGAAAGAAUGAUUCCCAUGAUCGUUGGCGGCGCUCUGCUGCCGAUCGGAAUUNUUUGGUUUGGUUGGACGUCGAAUCCAAACAUUAUCUGGGUGCCUCAGGUCAUCUCGGGAGCCUUCAUCGGUGCUGGUGUUUUGCUUAUCUUCUUGCAAGGGUUGAACUACAUUAUUGACUCAACGCAAACUCUGCCAUUGCCGCAAACACAUUCUUCAGAUCAUGGCUGGGAGCUGGAUUUCCCAGAGCUGACAUGUUCUCCAGNNGCCAUGUCCCUCCUCGGCUUCCUGACGGUAGCCCUGUUCCCAGUUCCAAUUCUCUUCUUCAUCUACGGCAAGAAGAUCCGCUCGCUCAGCAAGUUCACGUCGUAA
Aureobasidium uvarum is the source of this 801-nucleotide messenger RNA. NCBI's taxonomy places the organism in Eukaryota, Fungi, Ascomycota, Dothideomycetes, Dothideales, Saccotheciaceae. The record is from the annotation of a GenBank genome assembly.